This is a messenger RNA of Solea senegalensis (Senegalese sole), 6018 nucleotides long. RefSeq names its product solute carrier family 5 member 3b (gene slc5a3b). The transcript has 2 exons. Gene Ontology annotation, molecular function: D-glucose:sodium symporter activity. The record is from RefSeq and is a predicted model, not a curated record. Gene Ontology annotation, cellular component: plasma membrane. Gene Ontology annotation, biological process: inositol metabolic process; transmembrane transport; myo-inositol transport. NCBI's taxonomy places the organism in Eukaryota, Metazoa, Chordata, Actinopteri, Pleuronectiformes, Soleidae. The coding region runs from base 2076 to 4208 and encodes 710 amino acids.
UUUGUUUAUUUGAACCUGCAGCCAGGUCAGAUUCAGAGCAAGGGAUACAUAGUUGGACUAGAUUCUCGAAGGUGUUUUUCGCACACUAAAAGGGCGUCACGGGUGUGCUCCACGUGUGGGCGUGGAGCUGAACUGGUCCCUAUAUUAUAAGGAGGAGAGGCAGCGUUGUGUAGCGGGCACCAGUGGAUCCAGCGAGAAGACAACCAGCUGUCAUCACCGGGUCGACAUUUUGACAAGGGGCUCCUGUCACUGCGUGUGUGUGCGGGGUGAGACGGAGCUGCCACUUCUUCAUCUUCACCCACAUCUACAUCUCCUGUCUGAGGACGUCGGGUGUGUGUAGCAUCUUUCACGCGCCUGCUAACGUUAGCCAACACGAGCCAGAGAGUCUUGGCCAGUCUAUGAACAUGUGGAGAAGUGGACACUGGUGAAGAGAUGGUAAAAUGAAAACAAAGACUUCUUUCACAGAGAGAGAGAUGGUUAUGCAUAGAGCCUGGUUGUGAAGAUGAAGGCGUGGGGUUAUUUUCUACCAUGCAUGGCAGGCUGAAACCUCCAGAGGGGCCAGACCAUUUGUGUGUGUGUGGGUUUGCUUGUCAUUAACACAAAACAGAUGUGCUUACACAUCUCAUCAUAUAUAUUAUUAGUUGCUGGCAAAGGGAGUUCAUUUGAUCCAUCUCAUUUUAUCUCUAAGCAUCUGCUCAAUUUGAAUGACGUAGAAUGUGUUUAUAGCACACUACCUAACUCCAUUCUAGGCUGUUUUUAACUUGUAUUAUCAUUUCUGGACAAGGGUUUAGCCUUAUAUUUUUAGUGGCUGUCAGUGUCCACAAAUCACAUGUAGUUUUGUACUGAAAAUAAUAAUAAUAAUAAAAAAAAAUAAUAAAAAAGACAUUUUAAAUGGGUCAUGUUUGUUUUGUGGGAUUGGGAUUGGGUCCUGCUGGCUUGUGUGUCCCUCUGUUCUUUAUUUAUUUGUGGUCUAAACCAUUAGAUGUCACAAUAUAAUGCCAGGGGAGCUUGGCUGUCUUAACCAUCUUCCAAAAAAUGCUUGAAACUAUGCAGGCAUGUUUUGUAAUUUUGCAAGACUUUGAAAAUGCAAUAAGACAGACCACCAAUUUGGUAAAGUAGGAACCUCGUAGUUCUUUCUCUGUCCUGCCUUUUCUUGAUUUCUUGCAUAGUCUUUAACGUUACAGUGGCACAGCUUGAGUCCCUUGUGCCUGAAAAUAUUUAGGAGGAGGCGAAGAGUCAUUGGCAGGCUAAUGCCAUGGACUUUAAGUGGAAAAAUCUUGCAAAACAUUUGUUGGGCAAUGCUUUUUGUUUGUUUUUAUAUGCAGAAUAAGCCAUUCUGCAAGGGCUUAAAAUGUUGAGAUGCACUUGAAUAUUGUUCUAAUGAAUUGUGUAGCCAAACAAUUGUUAGGAUUAUAUCUGUCACAUGUUGGUGCUUUACAAGUAAAAUGAAAAAGCCAUUGAAGAAUCAGAACUGUUGCUUGUUAUUAGGUCAGAGGCAUGAAGUGUUGAAUCAUUAAUCUGUGCUCACUACGUCAGCCUUCUGGGAGCUUAAACUACAAAUCAUAUGAAGGAAAAACAACAACAUAUGAUUGGUCAUGGGUAUUGAUAUUGGCGGUAAGAAGCAAGUGAUUAUCAGUAUUAGUUAAAAAAAAACAACCCAUUGUGCAUCCCUAGUUUUCAAACAGACUGUAAUGCUUCCAACUCUGAAGCAUAUUUUUUCGUUGUUUUCCUUUUAAAUCAAGGCUCUAAUGAGGUGUUUUCUUUGUCUUUGCUGUCUUGCAGGAAUGUUAAGUCUAGAAUUUUCUAGACCAGAGGCCUACAACAUCCUCCUCUAAAUCUAGAACAACCUCAGUGCCGGUGGAUAACCCCCAUCCGAGGCACAUCUAGUGAAUUUGAUCUGACGGUGGAUACUACAGCUUCCAUCCAGACAGCAAACCAAAGCAGAGCAUUUCCAUUGCUCCAUUUUUAUUAAUAAAACCCUUAACUUUUACUAUUAAUUUUCCUUUUUUGGAAGGAUUCCUUAAGCUGUGAGCUUUACUUUCAAGGCCUUUUUUUUUUUUUUGUAAAGUAUAAAAAUGCGUCCUUCAAUGGAAGCAGCGGACAUAGCUGUGGUAGCACUGUAUUUUGUCCUGGUGCUCGCCAUCGGGUUUUUUGCCAUGUGGAAAGCGAACCGCAACACUGUGAGUGGCUACUUCCUGGCUGGACGCUCCAUGACGUGGAUUGUGAUAGGUGCCUCACUCUUUGUGAGUAACAUUGGCAGUGAACAUUUCAUCGGCCUGGCUGGAUCAGGAGCAGCGAGUGGCUAUGCUGUUGGAGCAUGGGAAUUCAAUGCGGUUCUUCUUCUGCAGCUGCUUGGCUGGGUGUUUAUCCCUGUGUAUAUCCAUUCAGGAGUCUACACCAUGCCAGAGUACCUGUCCAAACGCUAUGGUGGCAACAGGCUAAAGGUUUACUUUGCUUUCUUGUCUAUUUUACUUUACAUUUUUACCAAGCUGUCUGUGGACCUGUAUGCUGGAGCCCUGUUUAUUCAAGAGUCCUUGGGGUGGAACCUUUAUCUAUCCAUUGUCCUGCUUAUCAGUAUGACUGCCUUGCUCACUGUCACUGGUGGACUAGUGGCAGUUCUAUAUACGGAUGCCCUUCAGGCAGUGUUGAUGAUUGGUGGUGCCCUAACCUUAACCAUUAUGAGCCUUAUCAAAGUUGGUGGCCUAGAGGGUGUCAGGACAAAGUACAUGCAGGCAGUUCCCAAUGUUUCUGCUAUAAUUGCCACUGGAAAUUUCACAUACUCUCCUUCCUGUCGCAUUGACCCCAAACCAAACUCACUGCACAUCCUUCGGGGCCCUCUGGACGAAGACAUCCCAUGGCCAGGUUUCAUUCUUGGUCAGACUCCUGCAUCUAUUUGGUACUGGUGUGCAGACCAGGUCAUUGUCCAGAGAGUAUUAGCAGCGAAGAACAUUGCUCAUGCAAAGUGCUCAACACUUAUGGCUGGAUUUCUCAAAGUCCUUCCCAUGUUCCUCAUAGUCAUUCCAGGAAUGAUAUCCCGUAUCUUGUUCGCAGAUGAGAUCGCCUGCAUUGGGCCAGAACACUGCAUGGCUGUGUGUGGUUCUCAGGCCGGCUGCUCAAACAUUGCUUACCCUCGCCUGGUCCUGGCCGUAAUGCCUGUGGGACUCCGAGGUCUGAUGAUGGCGGUCAUGAUUGCCGCCCUGAUGAGUGACCUUGACUCGAUCUUCAACAGUGCCAGCACCAUCUUCACCCUGGACAUCUACCAAACCAUUCGAAGGAAGGCAUCACAGCGUGAGCUGGUGGUUGUAGGCCGCAUGUUUGUUGUGGUCAUGGUGGCCAUCAGUAUUGCUUGGGUCCCUGUCAUUAUUGAAAUGCAAGGCGGACAGACGUAUCUGUACAUCCAGGAAGUUGCUGGCUACCUCACUCCACCAAUAGCUGCCCUCUUCCUGCUUGGGGUCUUCUGGAGACGGUGUAACGAGACAGGUGCAUUCUGGGGAGGCAUGACAGGUUUCGUACUAGGUACCAUACGACUGAUCUUGGCUUUUAUCUAUCGCCAGCCUCGCUGUGACCAGCCAGAUGACAGGCCUGCUUUCAUCAUCCAUAUUCACUACAUGUAUUUUGCUGCUGGUCUGUUCUGGAUGUCAGGGCUGGUGGCUGUCGUGGUCAGCCUCUGCACCGCUUCACCAGAUAAGGAGCGGGUCCGCACCACCACAUUCUGGGGUCUCAACAGCAUUCAAAGGGUUCCCACAAAGGACCGAGAGGAGAUGUACAGGCUAAAUGAUGAGAGCCACUGUAAUGGUGACGGAAAGCUUCUUAAAGAAAUGCCUCCAGAUGUCAGAAAGGAGAGGUGUUUGGAUGGAGCGGAUGUCAAACUCCUGGUCCCAUCCACUGACCAUGACCCGGCAACCCCGAGCACAGAAGCCUCACCUGCUACCACUCCUGCAGAACAAUUCAGCAAUGGAAGGAUGGAGAUGAGAGCAGAGGAAGGCUGCCAAGGGACUGUGGAGAGUAGCAGGUGCACGCGUUUACUGGACUGGUUAUGUUCAUACAAGGAGGGAGCACAGAAUGCUGAGCAAAAAACGUUGCAGGACAAUGUGGAGAUCAUUGCAGAGAUGCUGCAUGAGCCUCCGAGGGUUAAACUUUUCCUCAACGUGGGUCUGUUAUGCGUCUGCUCCGUGGGCAUCUUCAUGUUUGUUUAUUUUUCACUGUAGCUGAACCCUUCACUGAACUAAUCGAGGGGGGCAGUGCAGGGGCUUUGAUAAAGUUGGAGGAGGGGGGGCUGUUAAGAAACAAACGCAAUAGAUUUUGAGAGAUUUGAGAAGCUCUGUCUGUAAUAUUUACAGUGGUCUUUUGUAGCUCUUUAACAGGGAUCUGAGUGCUUAUUCUAAUCAUUCUUUUUUUAAAAAGAAAAGAUUUAAGCUUCUCCACAUGAAAACUUUAUUCCUGUAUGACUACAAAUCUUAUUUGGCACCGGUGUGUCCAUUUUGUACAGUGCUUGGUGUUAGUCCUUCUGAAUAUCUACUUGGACUUUUUAGAAUUGUAGUUCACAAAGUGAAUUUAAUAUUUGCCUUAUUUCAUAUAUAUGCACUUGUCUUUUUGUAUGGUGAAAAACAUUUACUGUGUUGUUGUUGUUUUUCUGUUUUUUUUAACUUUUGUUGACAGUGUGUUUUGGUUUAGUUGGUGAUUUAGCACACCUAGUAAUAAAUAAAUUACAUUAUAGGCCAUGUGAGUUUUGGAAACUAUGAUGGUAGUAUUCCACCAAUGUUAAGUCGUGGCAGGGUCAGCAAAUACCUGAAAAAUGAGGCCAUCUUAAUGGCAUUAUAAAACAAUAUUUAAUCGUUAUUUCAGCCGUUAUUUUCACUGGUUUGAUUUAGUCUUUAGUACUAAGAUACUUUGAAUCUUUUGUUUAUAGUAUGUACAAAUAUCAUGGCACAUAUAAUGGAGAGAGGAAACACAAGAGCAGAAAUAGCUGGCUGUUUUUAUGUUUAACUUUUUUAACGUUUUCCAUAAGAACCAAAAUUAAUAUUGUAAGGUACUUUUAUAAUAAUUGCUGCUGUUUGUGUGUCUGUUUUUUUUGUUUCCCCCAUUAAUAACCAGUCACGUGGGGUGAUAUGAUUUGGACAUUUGGUGAUUUGUAUUGGUUUAUGUUUGAAUUUUCUACUACUGUAUUAUGAGCUGCGUUCUGUUACAUUUUGACACCAUACAGCUUUUUUAUUUACUGCUAUUCCAUCGUAACAAGAAAAAGCUACAAGUACCAAUGUUUAUGGUUCUUUAUCAAUUUACAUUUCAUGUAUAAUCCAAUGUUAUUCACACUGUUCACUGUGUUGAGGCUGCUCGCCUCCACUGUGUUAGCGUUGUGUACAAUGUAAUACAGGGCUCAUUGAACCUCAGACAGUAGACAUUUAUACUUAAGUAAGCUAUCUGUGUAUAUUGUGUUUCAAUUUCUAUUUGGUGCACUGCAGUGCUGAAAUGUCAUUUGAUUUUGUUUAAAUUGCAUAUUUUAUAAACACCCUACCAAAUGUGUCUUAGCGUGCAAAUGCUAAAGUGAAAAAAAAAAAAAAGUGUUAAGUUUUACAUCCUGAAAUUCUUUGUCUUUAAAGCCAUGCUAUGAAGCAGCGUUGUCAUAGAGUAGUAGUACAGUUUCAGUUGGCUGUAUAUCAGUAUAUCAGUAUAUCAGUGAAGAUGCAAAGCAGAAAUGGCAUUUCAGACGUUCAGUUUACUCCCGACACUUUUAAGGGUAAUUAAACUAGGUAAAUAAAACGACUGGCCUUUUGAUUGUGCUAAUUAUUUCCACCAGCCUCACCCACAAUUACAAUAAAUAAAUAAAAAAGGAGGGAUCAAAAGAAAAGCAAAACAUGUUUGCAUGUUUUCCUUUUUGGAACUCACAAGCAGUGUUGAAUGACCUCAGUCCAAAAUGUCGGUGUCAUAAUUCGACAGGCAUAAAUGAUGCAUAACGUCGGAUAAACGAGGAUUGCUGUAUGUGUACGAGCUUUAAAAUAAAACCUUCUUUCUGAGAGAAUA